GGCGUUUUAGUGAAGCGAGGCGCUGUGAUUGAAGUGCGAGGAGGACGAACGUGUGCUUCUGUUGGACUAUUUGGGACUUUUUGACAAGUAGUGUUUCUCUUUUUUCGUUUCAUUUUUAAAAGUUGAAUUUCUACCGACCUCCCCGUCUACGCGGCUGUUUGAGCUCCACCGUGUCCUAAGAAGAAUCAUGCUGAAGCUCUGCAUCGUGUUGGUUUUAUCCGCCUCCGUCUGUUCAGAGUCGCAGGUGAGGGAAACGGAGACAUGGAUGCCCAUGAAGUCCACAAAGACGGCUGCCUUGUCGACACGCAGCGACAUGGAAGCAUCAGGAGACUCCCUGAACGGCUCAGACUUCGCUUUUACAGAUGAGGAAGACGUGGAUGAUGAUUACUCAGACACUCUGUACGACGACGAGGACGAGUAUGACGACUUCUCUGGCUCUGGAGGUCAAGAAGCAACUGUGUCACCUGGUGGAAAGUCCAGGCCAUCGGUUAAUCCUGAUAUGAACAAGAUCCCAGAGCUGGUGUUGCCUCCGCGCCCAACUGUCGACGAGGUGGGCAUCGUCCGGGAGAGAAACGAAAUCCCAGCGCUGCGCAACCAACCUGUGGACGCUGAGGAGAAUCUAUCCAACGUCCUCAUGUCCCACACCAGCGAAGACAGCAUCUUCAAUAAGAAGGAGGUGCUCGCUGCUCUGAUCGCAGGCGGCGCCGUCGGCCUCAUGUUCGCCAUCCUCCCCAUCGCCCUCCUCAUCUAUUGCAUGAAGAAGAAGGAUGAGGGCAGCUAUGAUUUGGGGAAGAAGCCCAUCUACAAGAAGGCCCCCACCACGGAGAUCUUUGCGUAGACCCUGACCUCCACCUCCCAUCCCUUCCCCCAACCCUCCAAGCCAAUCAGGGCCCACGCCGGCCUCUCAGUGCCUCGUCGUAGUCCUCAUCUUCAUAGCUCCUCCUCCCGUCUGGCUGUACAGUGGAGCGACGCACUAACCAAUCAGAGCCAAUCCAUUGACUGACUUUUCUACCUGAUGCAUAAAGUUCUCAUUGGUACAACCAAUCCAAGGCUUUGUUGGGCCCGAGUCCCUGGACUAUUUCAGCUGCGGUACGCCAUUUGUUGUUUAGUUUUUUUUUUUUUUGUCCCAGUGUCAAAAAAGACCAACAGAACUUAAACCGAGGACCUGGAGAACUUCACCUUGUCUUUGUCAUCUCCUCCUUUCCUCCACUUUCCAGUUAAAAACACUAACACUGUGCAAUGAUUGUUGGUAAGGUACACAUUAACAGUCCAGUUAUUUAUUUCCUACCAACCGGUUUCUUGGACUGAAGCUUCUCACAUUACUGUAGAAAAUGAAUUUAAUGAACCCUUCUUUGUUUAAAACUCCUUGUAAUACAGAGAGAUUUAAGAAGUUUCAGUUUUAUUAUUAAAGAAUGACAAAAGUUAAAGUUGAAACUGAUUUUGAUUCCAACAAAUACAUUGUUACACUGUGGUUUUAUGUUAUCAAGUGAUUUUUUUUUAAAGCUCCACGGAGAGAAGAGAUAUAAAAAAGGUCAUCAAGAGUUCACAAAUGAUUGUUUAGCCUCCUAUUAAACUCGCUACAAACUCCAAAGUCAUGGGACGGUUGGGUUCACAGGAGGUAAAGGUAGACGGAGGUUGAGGAUGAACAAUGAGGCUAAUUGGUGGUUAUUUUCCUGUGGUAGACCCAGAUCUGGGACCGUACACCAGCCUACGGUCCUGCUCUGUAAACCAGAGGCAUCAGGUGAACGGCUUCUCUCACACUGGGAAAACCCUGUUACUCCAAUAAGACAUUUUGCCAGUUGAUCACUGGCCCACGUAGCUACUGAAGCAGGCAGCAGUAGGGCGGGGCUCCAGCAGUGUGACUCCUGCUGCGCCUCCAGGGCUGCCUUUCUGUUCUUACAGUGAAGUUGGCUGCCGCAGCCCGACACGCCUGCAUUCCUCACACAGGAGCAGGGUCAACACUAGAUUAGAGGAUUAGUGUGGCAGGACAGUGAAGUACCUGUGUGUGUGCUUUCAUGCUGAAAGUCACAUGACUGAUAACACUUGUGUGUACUGUAAAUAUUGACCCUGUGAUCAGCUGCUUGGCUUUGAAUAAGGGUGAAACCAUCUGGCUGUGUCCAAUAGAAGGGAGCAGGCGUGUGGCCGUGCGAUAGCUCAGCUCAUAAAAAGCUUAGGUUCAACUAAAUUUAAGAUUGGCGGCUCCCUGAGCAUCUCUAUCUCUGUGAAGCUUCCUGGUCCAUCUGUACCUGCUGCUUUUAAUGCAUCCAGUAAAUAUGUGAUCGUUUGUCCAUAAAUAUCAGCGUUAAGCUCUGUGAUCGGAGAAACCGGUAGAUUUUCAUACUUCUCGUUUGUUUUUCAGUCGUGCUCGAUGCUCAGUUCUUCUCAAUAAGCUACAUAUGGUUUGUUAUUUCCAGUAUGGGUCCAGUAUGUCGUUGAGCAGCGUUUAUGGCUCACAUUUCACAAGGCAGCACUGCUUUACCGGGCUGCUUUACCAAGGGUUUGUACAUAGUCAAUAAAGAGAUAAAAUGACCUUGGUGUUCAGCCGCAUGCUGGCAACAAACAAUAUUUACCAAAUAUUUAAAUGCCAAAUAGUUCCUGUUUCGUUUCCCUCAGCAGUAAUGGAUGUGAUUCACUGUGAGUUUUAACGUGACCAAUUCUAAUACUAACUCGCCUCCUCGUUGUUCUCCAGUGCUUUUCCUGCAGUAGAUCAACUUUUUCCUUUUUCAUAUUAUUUAACUGUCAAAUUAUUUUAUUGCCUUCUUUCAGGUUGGGGCGUUAUGCCCUUUUUAAGCUGUUGUUCAUGUGAUUUUAAAGUUUUAUAUUCACUAGUUUGUGAUUUCAGAGGCAAAUAGUUUUGAAACUUUUUAUUUUGUAAGAGUUUCUAUUACCUUUUUAGACUUUUGCUUUUGUAUUUAUGUUUGUUUGUAGGAUUGAUGCUGUGGCUCAUCUCAUUCUGAUGGGAUGCUGUACUCGUACACCAUGCAUUCAGGAGCAGACCUGGGCUGGUUCUUAAACGGCCUGGGACGCAUUUGGAGACAUGUUUUUGUAAAAUUCCAGAUUCCUGUUUCCUCAAGCUGCCAAGCAGUGAUUAAAGCAACUCAUGAGGGCAGUUAUCUCCCUGAAAGCACUGCAGUAGUCUGUGCUGGUCCCCAUCUCGGUCCUGGUCCAGGUCCAGGUCCUGAUCCAGGUCAGGUCUGCUCCCUGAGCUUGGACACGUUCUGCUGCUUCAAGCAGCAUGUGUGAAUCAGCAGUGGAGUGAGGAGCCACUAUUGGUUUCUACAUGCAGGUUGUGAUUCAUUAAUGGGAAUAAAGCUAUUUUUAUGCACAUUAA
Molecule: messenger RNA, 3331 nt
Organism: Betta splendens (Siamese fighting fish)
Lineage: Eukaryota; Metazoa; Chordata; Actinopteri; Anabantiformes; Osphronemidae
Gene: sdc4
Product: syndecan 4
Exons: 5
Coding region: 188-838 (216 amino acids)
Biological process (GO): cell migration
Cellular component (GO): cell surface; membrane
Source: RefSeq, a predicted model, not a curated record